AUGAAGGCUACCGUGCUAUUGCACACGCAUGCAAUGGUUUGUGUCCAAUACGAUUCGAUCUACACUACUAUCUUUAACAUCUACUACUUCAAGCAAAAUGAGUCUGUUAACGAUUACAGAAGACGGUUCGAAGCCCAAGCUGAUCAAUUGUUCGAGAUCCUUGGCACCGAUGUGUUGCAUGUCGAUGCGACCAAGACGAUGGGGUACCUGGAUCUCUACGAUCCGGAGGACGAUCCGGACAAUACCAAGGCGCUCCAAGACGCGUUCAAGAAGGAAGUUCUCGAAACAUUUAAAGCAAAUGCAUCUUUCUACAACUGUGGCAGGUCUCGCUUCCAAAGCAUGUUGGACAAGGCAAACCAGACCUACACCAUGGAAUUCAAGGAAUACGAUCAGAGAAAUGAAUAUCCGACUAUGAUUGACCAGGCCGCCAAAGCGCUGACCAAACAUAAGCCGGACAAUAGAAAGAAAGGUCCAACAACAAGAACAAACACUGUGAGCAGCAGUGCCCCUGACGGAAUGAGCAACGCACAAGCGACUGCCCGAACAACAUCUUCACGACCGGUUUUUAGUUGCUGGUGUUGCGUGUUGGAUAUAUUAGGAUUUUUUAAGUACAUAUUUGGAGAAACGAGAAAAAGAGAAUACAAGUGA
Molecule: messenger RNA, 648 nt
Organism: Cylindrotheca closterium
Lineage: Eukaryota; Bacillariophyta; Bacillariophyceae; Bacillariales; Bacillariaceae
Source: the annotation of a GenBank genome assembly